Molecule: messenger RNA, 1641 nt
Organism: Otolemur garnettii (small-eared galago)
Lineage: Eukaryota; Metazoa; Chordata; Mammalia; Primates; Galagidae
Gene: FAM124A
Product: family with sequence similarity 124 member A
Exons: 4
Coding region: 1-1641 (546 amino acids)
Source: RefSeq, a predicted model, not a curated record
AUGGAUCUGAAGGCCGGCGGCGGCGGCGACGAGGAGGACUGCGUGGACUCGGGCGCCGAGACCGGAGGGUCUGACUACAGCCACCUGUCCUCCACCAGCAGUGAGCUCUCCGUGGAGGAGGCGCAGGACCCUUUCCUGGUCAGCGUCCACAUCAUUGCGGAUCCUGGGGAGUCCCAGCCCCUGCAGGAAGCCAUCGACAAGGUCCUGGCGUGGGUGCACCCGGGCCUGCCACUGUUCCGCGUGUCGGAGCGAGGUGCGUGCAGGAGGCGGCGCAGAGCGUCCCGGGGCGCGCAGCCUGCGCUUGCGGUGGUGCUCUUCCUGCAGGAGGAGUAUGGCGAGGAGCAGAUCCUACAGCUGCACCGCACGCUGCAGCGGCCGCCCUGGCGCCACCACCACACGGAGCGGGUGCAGGGCCGGCUCCUGCCGUACCUGCCGGGUAGCCAGGACUUCUUUGCCCUGGCUCCCGGGACGCCGCUGUGGGCCGUGCGGCCCGUGCACUACGGCCAUGAGAUCAUCCGCUUCACGGUGUACUGCAGCCACAGCAACUACGCCGACAGCCUGCGCUUCUACCAGCUGAUCCUGCGGCGCAGCCCCAGCCAGAGCAAGGCAGACUUCUGCAUCUUCCCCAUCUUCUCCAGUCUGGACGUGGACAUCCAGUUCUCCCUGAAAAGACUGCCCUGUGACCAGAGCCCAGUCCCUGCCGACUCCUCAGUGCUGGAGUUCCGCGUGAAGGACAUUGGUGAGCUCGUGCCUCUCCUGCCCAACCCCUGCAGCCCCAUCAGCGAGGGGCGCUGGCAGACGGAGGACCAUGACGGGAACAAGAUUCUUCUGCAGGCACAAAGGGUGCACAAGAAGGUCCCCAGGCCUGGCCGAGCACACCACUGCUCCGGGAAGAGACCUCAUUCCAUCCCUUCGCCCUGUGCCAUCACAGCAAGCCUUAUGCCUGGCAGCAGCCACCAGCCCUCACUCAACAAUCCACACCUGGGGCCCAGCUGGACAGGGCUGCCUCCUGGGCACCAGCAGGGACUUGCUGAACAAGCCAACAGUAUCCCCAGCCCUCCCUGGUGUUUCCAAAGAAGCAAGUCCUUGUUUUGUUUGCCUACAGGAGGCCCCUCCCCAACCUCCUCAGAGGAACCACAGUGGUUUUCAAACACAAGCGCUUCAGGGCACAGGGCAUCAGAACGGAGGCACAUCCACCUCCUCUCCAUUGAUGACCUAGAGGGGGCUCAGGAGACGGAUGUGGACACUGGCCUGCGGCUGUCCUCCUCAGACCUGUCUGUGGUGUCUGCAUACUCCGCUCCCAGCAGGUUCUGCAGCAUGGCAGAAACACCCCUCCCCUCUGAGGGAUGCAGCAGCCAUUGGUCAACACACAAGGAUUCUAGAGAAGGACUACUGUCCACUGUCAGCAGGGGGGCCACAGCGGUCCCCUGGGCUCCCCUCCCUUUCUUUACCAAAGGGUCUUCUUGCACCUCAAUGACAGCUGGUGCUUUUCCCCUGUCUCCCAGUGCCUCCCCCUGCACAGACUCCUCCCCACAGCUCCCUUCUGACUCUCCCAGAGGGGGGCGGACUGGCAGAGAUGGGCCACCACCCCCAGGGCCUGCCGGUCCUGCAGAUAAUGACAUGGAGGAAUUCUACAUCUGA